AGGCACUUUUCUCCUCUCUUGCCCUCAGUUUUGGGAAGUGCAUGUGCCUGAAGGAGCUGUUAGUUAGUGGAUUGCAUUAGUUCCUCAGCGCUGCUGAGUGAGCAAGCAAGUUGCUUUGGGGUGCAUUAAACUUACAACAGUUAUCCACGUGACAUGGCCUCUACAGCAAGCAACACCAGCAAACUUGAGAAACCAGUGUCCCUUAUAUGGGGGUGUGAGCUGAGUGAGCAGAACAAGACAUUUGAGUUUAAGAUAUCGGAAGAUGAGGAUAAAUGCGAGCAUCAGUUGGCGCUGCGCACAGUGUGUCUGGGGGACAAGGCAAAGGAUGAGUUCCACGUAGUAGAAAUCGUUACAAAAGAGGAGGGAGCGGAAAAACCAGUUCCAAUUGCCACGCUAAAGCCUUCUAUCCUGCCCAUGGCAACCAUGGUUGGCAUUGAGUUGACCCCUCCAGUUACUUUCCGGUUAAAAGCUGGUUCCGGCCCAGUGUACAUCAGUGGCCAGCAUGUAGCAAUGGAGGACGACUACUCAUGGGCAGAAGAGGAAGACGAAGGGGAAGGUGAAGAAGGAGAGGAGGAAGAAGAGGAAGAAGAUCCAGAAUCUCCACCCAAAGCUGUAAAGAGGCCUGCAGCUACCAAAAAGGCAGGCCAGGCCAAGAAGAAGAAACUUGACAAAGAUGAUGAGAGCUCGGAGGAAGAAAGUCCAGCCAAAAAGGGCAAAGGUGCAGGAAGAGGAAGAAAACCGGCUGCUAAGAAAUGAACCUCUUAGAACUCUUGCUGGAUUGGGAGAAUGCUGGAAAUCUAGAAGAAGCUGCGUUCCAUGCCCCUCUCCCUGUUCCCUCCUGUGUAAUUUGUUUUGUUCUUGUUUAAAUAAAAUAUAAUUAACUUUA
Messenger RNA from Xenopus tropicalis (tropical clawed frog), 886 nucleotides. It is a transcript of the gene npm2, whose product is annotated as nucleophosmin/nucleoplasmin 2. The record is from RefSeq and is a predicted model, not a curated record. Lineage: Eukaryota; Metazoa; Chordata; Amphibia; Anura; Pipidae. The transcript has 11 exons. Gene Ontology annotation, cellular component: nucleus. Bases 154 to 756 code for a protein of 200 amino acids.